Messenger RNA from Aspergillus piperis CBS 112811, 1776 nucleotides. Its product is annotated as fungal specific transcription factor domain-containing protein. Lineage: Eukaryota; Fungi; Ascomycota; Eurotiomycetes; Eurotiales; Aspergillaceae. Gene Ontology annotation, molecular function: DNA binding; zinc ion binding. The record is from RefSeq and is a predicted model, not a curated record. The transcript has 5 exons. Gene Ontology annotation, biological process: DNA-templated transcription. Bases 1 to 1776 code for a protein of 591 amino acids.
AUGUUGAAUGACCUCUCACCUCACAUGCACCGUGAUGUCUUGAAUAUGCUUGAUGAUCGAUCUGCUGCGUUUCUCGGUAGCAUUGACAUGGGCCACGAAUUGCCUGGCUGGAUGUCUCUCAUUCCUCUCACGGACUCCCAGAUGAUCAAACCACCCCAAUCAGGACAACCGAUGGAUAUAAUUCGUGACAGGCACCAGACUCUGGAGUUUGCUCUGUUCAUUGCAAGCAAACUCCUAGGUGGCAAAAAUCAAUGUAUAGGCAUGCUGUUUGAGGAAACUAUAAAUGAGGACUUGCGCAAAACUCCCUCCAUCGAGCUGUUGUAUUGGAUGCUGAACGAUAUCGAAACCAACAAGUUUGGGUCCUACGUCCAGGACUAUUUCAGACAUGUCAGCAAAGAAACCCUCAAGCAUAUGGGGCUUUCCGUUCUGUUGGGCACUGCUACGCCCCCCGAGGCCUUGCUGUAUACUGUCUGUGUCAAUUCGGUGGCCUACAAGUUCCUCAAUACAGUAGCUGCCAUCGAGAGCGAUGGUAUCUUGGCUCAGAGUCUGCGUAAUAGCGCCUUACUCUACCGUGAGACUGCUCAACGAUGCUUGAGAAGGAUACCCCUCUUCAUGGAGCCUUCACUUUCCUUGCUACAGGCUAUAUUAUGUGGAAUAUUCCUAUAUCAAGGAUCAGGUGACGCUAGCACCUGCCAAGAGUUGACGAAAACUGCAUGCAGAGUAUGCAUGGAUAUCGGUCUUUAUCCUGGUGCAAUUGACCUGCACAAUCCAAAUGAAGAGGAAUAUUACUGCUUCAUGUGGUGCUACAUUCUGGACAAGAACUACGCAUGGAAACUUGGCAGACCGAGAAUGCUAACAGUGGAUUCUGAUCUGAGGGUGGACGCUGCGACAUCGAAAGCUACCAUUUCGACGCUCCUUUUAAUAUACUUGCAAUUAGCCAAGGUUCAGGACACGAUGAUACCCUUCUUGGUCAACUGUUCCAUAGGAGAUAACACAGUCUUCCGGUCUUUCACUAGCAUAGGCGCGCAGCUUCUGCGGGACAUGGAUGCCAUACGCAGGAAUAUUGAUCAGAUUAAUACUCCAUCUCCAGAUUGGACUGGCCUAGACGUCAACAGCGAAAUAGCAACCCUCAAUUUCUCCUACCACUCCAUAAUGACCAGCAUCUUAUACCUCCACCAAAUCGCCCCAGGACAAGCCACCAUAGAGACGUGCCUCACAUCAGCACGGCAAGAACUACAGGCCCUAAUAACAAUCUGCGAAUCAAGUGACAUACAAAAAACGGUUGCUUAUCUACAUUGGACCCUCCUAUACUACCCCAUCACGGCAUGCUUUGCACUAUUCUGCAACGCCGUAGCAACAUGUCAUAACGGUGAUUUCCAGAUCCUCAAGGCUGUAGCGAAUUGUCUCGCGCACAGUGGAACAAUGAGUCAGCCUAUCGCCACGAUGCAAAAUCUUUUUCAACAGUUUGUGGCGCUGUCGAAGUGCUUUUUUGCCGAUGAGAGCUUGACCUUGGAUAUCCCGGAAGGGGAUAUGAGUACAUUGCAGUCGCAGAUGCAGUUGGGAUUCCAACCGCUGGACGGUGGAAUACCGGACUACUCUCAGGUUCGGUUACAGUCGCCGUCCGGGUUUGAUUCCUCGUUUAUCCGUGGACCCUUACAAAGAUCUAUUGGCGAGGGUGUUGAGAGUGUCGAUUUUCCAUCGCCUUUACAUACAUUACAAGGCUGUGAUGGCCUGUAUGACAAUUUCCUGAUUUCCAACCAACCGGGGGCUGAGUAA